Messenger RNA from Morchella importuna, 1476 nucleotides. RefSeq lists its product as uncharacterized. Bases 1 to 1476 code for a protein of 491 amino acids. The record is from RefSeq and is a predicted model, not a curated record. Lineage: Eukaryota; Fungi; Ascomycota; Pezizomycetes; Pezizales; Morchellaceae. The transcript is spliced from 2 exons.
AUGAAAUCGUCUUGCCCUUUUUGCAGCAAGAAGUACAGCUCCUCAGCCAACUUUGACAGACAUCUUCGAACGAUCCAUCCUCUGGAAGCAGAUGAAUGGUUGGGAAACCAAUAUUCGCUCCUGGAGCACGAUCAACCUGCGGAGACUCCCGACGACACUGAUGAAAGCCCAGAGAGCAUCCCCGACUGCUAUUCAGACACGCAUUACGCUUCGGAGUCGGAUAGUUUUGACCAAGAUUCCGGUAACAAUUCGGACCUAGAAUCUGGAUCAUAUUUCGUGAUGGAAGAGGCAGACGGCGAUUUAAAUGGACAUAAGGCAUCUACAACAGUUUAUGAGGGUGCUGGGGAACCACUUUACCGCUCGGAGGACUACGACGAAUGCUCACAGAGCCUUCUCCGAUACCCAUGGCACCCAUUCAGGUCAGCAUACGAGUUCAGAAUGGCAAGGUAUUUCGUACUGUCCAAAGCCUCCCAGGGAAACAUCGACAGCUUCUUUCUACACGCUCCGCCAAGCAGUGACGAGUGCUCCUACAGCACUGGGCGAGGUUUUAUCAAGAGGCUGGAGGAAAUGAACGACAUAUUGGGAAAGUCGAGCUGGAAUCAUUCGGAGGUGAAUAUUGGGGGGGAGAAGAUCUCUUACUACUACCGGGAUCCAAUGGUAGUCGUCCGAUAUCUUUUGGGGCAACGUGCCUUCCGGGAGUCAUUGGUGUACUCGCCGGUGGUGGAGCAUAAUGAAUUCGGCGAGCGAAUCGGGGACAAGAAAGCCUGGCCAAUCUAUCUUACCAUCGGGAACAUCAACUCGUCGGUGCGCAACAAGCCCAUAGGGCAUUCAUUCAUUCUCCUAGGGCUUCUACCUGUGGCACCGAAGCUCGGGAAGAAUACAACACUCGCUAACUCCGUUUUACGACGUCAGAGUCAAAUGGCGCUGCACCGCGCUCUUGGGGAGAUCUUUCAAAGCAUUCGCGAGUGCUCUCAGAAGGGCGAGUUAAUCAAAUGCGCCGAUGGCUACGAACGACUAUGCUUUCCGGUGCUCUCGGGCUGGAUCGCUGACCAACCCGAGCAUUCAAACUUGCAAAACAUUAGCACUAGUGCUUGCCCAAGAUGCGAGGUGGAAUUCCACAGUCUUGGGAGCACUCGCCGGAGCCCUACGCGCGAUCACGAGGAUUACCGGGAGAGGGUAAAGCUAUUCAGGGAGAAACCGGGAAACCUGGGACCGGUGGAAUACCUUGUCGCGAGAUCAGUAAAGACACUCUUCAAUGCUUUCUGGGGUAUGCCGAGGGUUAAUCUGUACGAUCUCAAUAAACCGGACAUAUUGCACAAUAUCUACCUGGGGAUGUUGAAGCACAUGAUGGAGUGGAUUCAGGGCUUCUUGAAGAAGCAUCACCGAUUGAAGGAGUUCGACAGCGCUUGGGCUUCGAUUGCGCCUUACCCUGGGCUGGCAGUACCAAACAAAGCAUAUCGUUCUACCACCCAAUGA